UGCGAGAAUUUUCUCGAAUUUCAAAUGUCAGAUGAAUUCGUUUGUCAUUCUUUUCUAGAUUUUGUGCUAGUAUUUGGUGUGCGAAUAAAAUAGAAGGAUUUCUGCGAGUAUACCACGAGCAACGGGUGUUGAUUUAUUACAAGUGUGAUUUUUAUUCAAUUAUAAAAUAUAGCCAGAUCAAAGAAUGGAACAGGUCAAUCAGUUAAAGGAGAAAGGGAACGCAGCUUUGGCUACAGGAAAUUACAUGGAAGCUAUCAAAAAUUACACGGAGGGGAUAAACUUGGAUCCAAAAAACCACGUUUUGUUUAGCAACCGAUCGGCAGCGCACGCGAAGGCUGGAAACUACCCGGCGGCCCUCGAGGAUGCUGAAAAGACAGUGUCGUUGAAUCCCUCGUGGAGUAAAGGAUACUCACGCAAAGGCAGUGCGCUGGCAUACCUUGGUAGAUAUGAUGAAGCUAUUGCUGCAUAUGAGAAAGGCCUUGAGCUGGAGCCCAGCAACGCCCAGCUGGCGUCAGGACUGUCCGAGGUGAAAAAGCAAGUCGAAGAGGUUAAGUUACGGACAGAACAGCUGUUUGGCAAACUCCAGGCUAACCCACAAACACGAGAUUGGCUCAAGGAUCCAGAAUAUGUCAAACUUGUAGAGAAAAUAGCUCAGAAUCCCUUCGACAUUUCCGAAUGCUUAGAUGCAAACAUUAAGGAUAAGAGAGUACUUACUACCCUCAGCGUGAUGCUGGGCCUAGACCUUGGCUCCCCCAUGGAUGUAGACCCUCCAGCACCAGAAAAGAAGCCUACUCCACCACCCCCCAAGAAGGACGAGCCACCUGCCCCGAAAUAUGAAGACAUGCCCGAGAACCGUAGAUUAGCUUUAGCUGAGAAAGACUUAGGAAAUGAAAGUUAUAAAAAGAAAGACUUUGAUACUGCCAUUAAACAUUAUCAGAAAGCUAUUGAGCACGACCCUACAGAUAUUACGUUUUAUACAAAUAUGGCUGCCGUGUUCUUUGAACAGAAAGAGUAUGAGAAAUGUAUCAAGGAGUGUGAGAAAGGGAUAGAUAUUGGCCGGGAGAACAGAGCAGACUUCAAACUAAUAGCUAAGGCUUUUGCCAGGAUGGGUAACGCCUACAAAAAGAUGGAACAGUGGAAGUUAGCAAAGACAUACUACGAGAAGUCGAUGUCUGAGCACCGUACACCGGAGAUCAAGACGUUACUCAGUGAAGUGGAACGUCGGAUAGCUGAGGAGGAGAAGAAGGCCUACGUCGACCCGGUCAAGGCUGAGCAGGAGAAAGAACUUGGCAAUGAGUUCUUCAAAAAGGGCGACUACAGCGCAGCCGUGAAGCACUAUACGGAAGCCAUAAUGCGCAACCCCGACGACCCGAAGCUGUACUCCAACCGCGCCGCAUGUUACACCAAACUCGCGGCCUUCGACCUCGGCCUGAAAGACUGCGACCAGUGCUGCAAGCUCGACCCCAAGUUCAUCAAGGGCUGGAUCCGUAAGGGGAAGAUCUUGCAGGGUAUGCAGCAACCAUCGAAGGCACUGUCAGCGUACCAAAAGGCUCUGGAACUAGACCCCAGCAACGCAGAGGCCCUGGAGGGAUACCGCUCGUGCUCCACACAAGUCAACUCCAACCCUGAAGAGGUACGUAAACGGGCGAUGGCAGACCCUGAAGUCCAGCAGAUCCUCCGCGACCCGGCCAUGCGUUGCAUCCUCGAACAGAUGCAGCAGGACCCGCAAGCCCUACAAGACCACCUGAAAAACCCCGACAUCGCCGCCAAAAUCCAGAAACUUCUCGAAUCUGGUCUCAUUGCCAUCCACUAGCGGCUACUAGAUUAAUUUGUCAGGAUUUCCCAACAACUCUUUUGGUAGGAUUUUCUCGCAACUGGCAACAUUUGUUUUUGUUUCGUCACAAUUUGGAAAAGGAAUGCUGCGUAAUUCUAUUCAAUUGUAAUUGAAUUCGCUAAGUUUCUGCAGUUAUGGAAUAUAAGUAAUAUGUACGUAGGUUAACAGUGAUUAAGCCGUCUAUCUUGCGAGCUAUCUACACGAGUUUACUUUGGGAAUGUUGCAAUAAUAACGCUCCCUCUAUUUCCACCAGUGACACUUUUAUAGAUCGCUCACAACAUAUGACAUCUGCAGAAAACUUAAAAAUAUCUUCAGUCCCAAUUUAUUUAAGUCCAAAAAUUAUUUCUAGGGAAUUAUUGUUAGUCCACUUAUAAAUUUCCCAGUCAAUGGCAAUGCAGAGUCAGUCAGAGUCUACUUAUUUUAACAUUGAGAGUACCACUUAGUGUUAAAAUAUAUUUUACGUUUUGCCUACCAGGAACAAGUUUUCAAUACUUUUAGGGAUAAAUACAUAAGAAUAUUGCGGUUAGCUCGUCGAUUCUUUUUCAAAUAUUAGCUUGUUUUCGUCGUUUUGUAGGCUUGUGGACCAUUCCAAAGUAUGCUUGUAUCCUCUAAAAUUAUGCUGAAAUAGUUUUGGUGCACUGAUUUUAUAUGUUUACGUUUUAGGUUUAUUUUAGCGUAUAUUGAAAGGAUAUCUUUUAUGCGAAUGUACCUACUGCCUAAUUGAAGGAAUUUUACAUACAUAAUUGCAAUUUUUUGUAAUUUAUUCAAUAAAGAAACAAUGUAGGCAAGAA
This is a messenger RNA of Pectinophora gossypiella (pink bollworm), 2625 nucleotides long. It is a transcript of the gene Stip1, whose product is annotated as stress-induced-phosphoprotein 1. Lineage: Eukaryota; Metazoa; Arthropoda; Insecta; Lepidoptera; Gelechiidae. The transcript is spliced from 7 exons. The record is from RefSeq and is a predicted model, not a curated record. Gene Ontology annotation, molecular function: Hsp90 protein binding. Bases 185 to 1813 code for a protein of 542 amino acids.